GUCUAGACCGUCAGAUGAUUUUCAUGUUUCUUUUUGUUUUGUUUUUUUGGCAUUAUUAAAUUUCAUGGUAGAGUGAGAAAGUUUGUAUUUUUCAGCAUCACUUUCACAUGCUGUAUCCGUCUCUGUAUGAUAAUCACAAAAAAAUAAUCAGUAGGUUGUAAUAAUAAAAUAAAAUCAGGGGUCAGUUUCAGUCGUUCUGUUCCACUAAGCUACAAUUACAUCCACGACCACGAUUGUCGCUCGACGCCUUCCACACAGCCCCUCGUGGAAAAGGCGGAGGCGGAAAAAACCUAUUUAUCCCCUUUUUAUUGUCAAAGAAAUCAGAUCAGCUCAGCACACACGCCAACUGUUUGUGAAAUUGUCUGACAGAGAGAAAAGCUCAAAGCUUUCAGAUUCAAUCGGGAGCUGAUUGGGGAGAGGAGAAAAAAAGAUGAUGGGCCAUUUCGGAGAGAAGUUUACAUCGUUCUUCAACAAUCGGUGGCUGGUUUUUGUGGCUGCAAUGUGGGUGCAAUCAUGCGGGGGAGUUGGGUACGUAUUCGGGAGCAUAUCGCCGGUGAUCAAGAGCUCUUUGAGCUAUAAUCAGAGGCAGGUUGCGAGGUUGGGAGUGGCGAAAGAUUUAGGUGACAGCGUUGGAUUUUUACCCGGUAUUUUAUCCGAGGUUUUGCCGUUGUGGGGUGUUCUGUUGAUUGGGGCGAUUCAGAAUCUGAUUGGAUAUGGUUGGGUUUGGCUCGUUGUCACUGGGAGAAGUCCUGUCUUGCCAUUAUGGGCUAUGUGCAUCCUUAUUUUUGUGGGAACAAAUGGUGAGACCUAUUUCAAUACAGCAGCACUAGUCUCUUGCGUGCAAAACUUCCCAAAGAACAGAGGUCCAGUUGUGGGGAUACUCAAGGGGUUUGCUGGGCUGAGUGGAGCAAUCUUGACUCAGAUAUAUGCAUUGUUGCAUUCUCCCGACCAAGCUUCUCUGAUAUUUAUGGUUGCAGUUGGUCCCACAAUAGUGGCCGUUUCACUAAUGUUUAUCAUCAGGCCUGUCGGAGGUCACAGGCAAAUAAGAUCAUCUGACGGGUUCAGUUUCUCAAUCAUUUACGGUGUAUGCCUCAUUUUGGCUGCUUACUUGAUGGGGGUCAUGCUUGUACAAGAUCUAGUCUACGUGAGUGAGACUGUCAUUACAAUCUUCACUCUGAUUCUAUUUUUCCUUCUGUUGUUCCCCAUAGCCAUCCCUAUCACCUUGAACUUUUUUCGGGAUACAAAAUCACCAGCAGAAGAGGCACUUCUACUUAGCCCAGAUAAGCAAGAGUCAAGCAAAUCUGGGGAUGAUUCUCAAGAUAUCAUAUUCAGUGAAAUGGAAGAUGAAAAGCCAAAAGAAGUAGAUCUUCUUCCUGCUUUGGAGAGGCAAAAGAGAAUCGCUCAGCUUCAGUCGAGACUAGCCCAAGCCGCUGCAGAAGGAGCAGUAAGAAUCAAGAAACGAAGGCCACACCGGGGGGAGGAUUUCACUAUGAUGGAGGCAUUGAUUAAGGCCGAUCUUUGGCUUAUCUUUUUCUCUCUUAUGUUAGGUUCCGGUUCUGGUUUGACUGUGAUUGAUAACUUGGGCCAAAUGAGCGAGUCUCUUGGGUAUGACAACACCCAUGUUUUCGUCUCCAUGAUCAGCAUCUUUAACUUUUUAGGCCGUAUUGGUGGUGGCUACUUCUCUGAGAGAAUCGUCAGCGACUAUGCAUAUCCAAGGCCUAUAGCUUUGGCCGUUGCUCAAGGCUUUCUGGCGAUUGGACAUUUUCUCUUCGCUUUUGGAUGGCCCGGGUCGAUGUACAUUGGAACUCUCCUCGUUGGCCUUGGCUAUGGAGCACAUUGGGCCAUCGUACCUGCUGCUGCAUCCGAAUUGUUUGGUCUGAAAAAAUUCGCGGCUCUAUACAAUUUCCUUACCCUUGCCAACCCUGCAGGUUCUUUGAUAAUGUCAGGUGUUCUCGCAAGUUCCAUAUACGACAGCGAAGCAGAGAAACAAGCUCACGGACAAAAUUACAUACAUCGUGGUAUAUCAUUCUCAUUUUCAAGUUUCUUGAGAGCAGAAGAAUCACUGAAAUGCAAAGGUACCGUUUGCUUCUUCCUGACUUCCUUGAUCCUGUCGGGGCUGUGUGUGGUUGCCAUCAUCUUGAGCUUGAUUCUUGUCCAUCGAACAAAGCCAGUGUACCGUAACCUCUAUGGUAGAUCCCGGAGGUAAAGUGAGGAAUAUUGCUGAGCUUAUCGAAGGGGUUUUGUUUCGAGUUGGCAGUAUGCCUGUCUGCAGUUUGUUGCAAUGUUAUCUUGUUUUAGUUAUUUGUAUGAUUUGUACGUCAAUCAAAGCUAGCAGCAAAAUCCGGUUGGUGGAAUAGCAUUGUGGUGUAUUCUUUGAUUAUUACUGGGUGAAAUCAUUUGAGUGAGAGUAUGAUGUUUGUGGUUGUAUUUGGUAAUACUUUCCUCAUAUUCUUUGGCAAGAUUUUGAUGACCAAAGAUUGAUUGUUGAAUAAGAUUAUUCUUGCUUUUGUGUUGUUA
Messenger RNA from Salvia miltiorrhiza (redroot sage), 2517 nucleotides. RefSeq names its product protein NUCLEAR FUSION DEFECTIVE 4-like. The record is from RefSeq and is a predicted model, not a curated record. Gene Ontology annotation, cellular component: membrane. The transcript is spliced from 3 exons. The coding region runs from base 431 to 2206 and encodes 591 amino acids. Lineage: Eukaryota; Viridiplantae; Streptophyta; Magnoliopsida; Lamiales; Lamiaceae.